UUGCAAGGAAAAUCUUGGAAAUUGUUGAGAAAAACAAAUAACUCAUAAUUCAGCAAGGAAAAAAUAAUUUGAGCAAUCUUUUCCUUGUUUGUGAUGCUAGUUUCAUCCCAGAAUAUGUCCAAUAAUGGUUCGUAUUCAAAUGACAGAGAUGUGGAAAUUGCAGUUGAUGCAUCUUCCGGGGGUUUUUUCUUUUCUGAUUUCAAAAAGCAUGAUGAUCUCAAAGAAAUGCUUGACUCUAAUAAAGAUAGUCUGAAGCUGGAAGCAAUGAGGCGUAUCAUUGGGAUGGUUGCAAAAGGAAGAGAUGCCUCAAUUCUUUUUCCAGCAGUUGUCAAAAAUGUUGUCUCUAAAAAUAUUGAAGUGAAAAAGUUGGUAUAUGUUUAUUUAGAACGGUAUGCUGAAGAACAACAAGACUUGGCUUUAUUGUCCAUAGCAACUUUCCAAAGAGCACUUAAGGAACCUAAUCCUUUAAUAAGAGCAGGAGCUUUGAGAGUUCUUUCUAGUAUACGAGUGAAAAUGAUAGCACCCAUAGUAAUGCUAGCAAUCAGGGAUGCAUCGGCAGAUAUGUCUCCAUAUGUGAGGAAAACAGCAGCUCAUGCUAUUCCAAAACUAUAUAACCUGGAUAGUGAACUAAAAUUCGAAUUGGUGACGAUAAUUCAAAAACUUUUAGCAGACAAGACAGUCUUGGUUAUUGGUUCAGCAGUAAUGGCUUUCACGGAAGUGUGUCCAGAAAGGGUUGAUCUUAUUCAUCGUGUUUAUAGAAAACUUUGUGCAUUGAUUGUUGAUGUAGAUGAAUGGGGCCAAGUUGUGAUUGUGAACAUGCUGACCCUUUAUGCUAGAAUGCAAUUCGCAGAUCCAAAUUUAAAUAGAAAUAUAGAAGUUGCUCAAGAAGGAUCUUUUUAUGACUCUAGCUCAGAUUCAUCAGAAAAACCAGCUCCUACUUUAGAUCCAGAUCAUCGCUUGCUAUUACGAUCAACUAGGCCAUUAUUACAAUCAAGAAAUGCUGCUGUUGUUAUGGCUGUGGCCCAGUUAUAUUAUCACGCUGCUCCAAAAGGUGAAAUGCAGUUGGCAGUGAAAGCUUUAGUUAGACUUCUCAGGUCACAUGUUGAAGUUCAAAGCAUUGUUUUGAAUGCAAUCGUCUCCAUUAGUUUCAAAAAUAAGAGCCUAUUUGAGAGCUAUUUGAAGAGUUUUUUUGUACGUACUUCUGAUCCCACAAAUGUGAAACUGUUGAAACUGGAAAUUCUAACAAAUUUAACAUCUGAGUAUAAUGUUUCUGCUAUCCUGAGAGAACUUCAGACCUACAUUUCACAUAGCGAUAAACAAUUCGUAGCCGCCACCAUUCAAGCGAUUGGUCGAUGUGCCUGCUCAAUCUCUGUCGUUACUGAUUCGUGCCUUAAUGGUUUGGUGUCCUUGCUCUCAAAUAGAGAUGAAGCUGUAGUGGCUGAAAGUGUUAUAGUAAUUAAAAGAUUACUGCAGACACAAGCUGCUGAUUUACAAGAGAUUAUCACCCAUAUGGCUCGGCUCCUCGAUAGUAUCACUGUGGCUCAAGCUAGAGCUGCUAUUUUGUGGUUGUUGGGUGAGCAUUCACAGGAAGUUCCUAAAAUUGCUCCAGAUGUUCUUAGAAGAAUGGCUAAAACUUUUGCAGAUGAGCAUGAUAUUGUUAAAAUGCAAGUGAUGAAUCUGGCUAUAAAACUGUUCAUUACAAAUCCAGAACAAACUACAGUAUUAUGUCAGUACAUCUUCAAUAUGGCUCGAUAUGACCAGAAUUAUGAUAUUAGGGAUAAAGCUAGACUGCUCAAACAGUUUGUAACAAAUACCAAUAAUCGCUUUAUAUGUAAAGCUCCCAAAAUAUUUUUGUCUGUGAAACCAGCUCCUCUAUUACAUUCCACAUCGAUAGAACAAGCAGACUAUCAGCUUGGGUCUUUAUCUCAUUACAUAAGGCAGAGGGCAAAUGGUUACAAACAGUUCCCAGAUUUCCCAGAAGUCCCUCCUUCCGGAGAUGUGAGAAACGUUGAGCCUAUACCAAAGUCAGAAACACCAAGAACUCGUAAAGGAGAUAAAAAGGCGAAAGAAAAUUUGGCUUGGAAUUCUGAAGCAAGUUCCAGGGGAAAUUCUAGUUCUUCAGAGACAGAGUCAUCGUCAGAAGAAUCUAGUGAAGAAGAAAGUACUGAAGAAGAAUCUUCUGCAGAUGAAGAAGCUCAAGGGGAGGAAAGUAGUUCUUCUGAUGCAAAAUCUUCAUCCGAUAAUCAGUCCAGCCUGGAGGAAAGUGAUGAAGAGGGCCCUACAGUUACAAAAAAAACGUCACAGAUUGAUCGAAAGUUCAAUACAGGCGUAGUGAACAAGCCACAACCGAAAAUUGAGGACAGAUCUAAUUUGGAUUUGUUGUUAGAUUUGGAUGAUUUCAAUGUAACUCCAGUACUAACACCAUCACUGGGGGGUUUCUUAACGCCUAGUGCCCCUUUCAUGGAAGCCUCUUCCAUUCAAGCAGUUCAACCUACUUUUCUCAACACCAAACAAUAUGAACUUCUGAAUAGAUUGAAUGGCAGAGGUUUUUCUGCAACUUAUAGGUUUACGCGAAGUCCACACCUUUACUCUCCCAGUAUGGUCAAUAUCAAUAUUGUUUUUACAAAUAAUACACAAGAUAACAUCACGGAUAUCAGAAUAGGAAAGAAGAACUUGAAUGUUGGGAUGAGCAUAUACGACUUUGCUUCCAUACCUUGCAUACCGCCAAAUUGCAAUUUACCUGCAACUCUAGGAAUUGACUUCAACGAUUCUGCCCAGCCAGCUAAUUUUGAAAUAGUUUCAUCCUUAGGGAAUUUCAAUGUUACUGUUAGACCAUUCAUCGGGGAACUUCUAAGGCCUGUGACAAUGUCUCAGGAAAUAUUCCUUCAAGAACAGUCGAAAAUUAAAGGCAUGAAUGAACAUAAUGGUGUUAUUGAGAAUUGUGUACAAGAUGUUUCGAACACUAUGAGUGAAAUCUGCAAUAUGGGUGUAUGCAAAAGUGCAGAACCAGAUAAAUUCAGGUUUGCUGGACAAACAAUUACCUCUUCUAAUCUAUGUUUAGUGACUAUACAUAGAUCGACUAAAGCGACAAUUACAGUCAAUUGUGGUAAUGUGGUGUUUGGGUCCGUGUUACUGAAUGAGCUAAUUAAAAAAUUAGGUGCAUAAAAUAUUAUGUAAUGAUUAUGUUAUAUUUGAUUUUAUAUUCAACGUUGAACAUUUCCUACUCUUUCCUGAAUUAUGAAGUUUAUAUGAAAUACAUUCUUGACUAAAAA
This is a messenger RNA of Coccinella septempunctata (seven-spotted ladybird), 3272 nucleotides long. RefSeq names its product AP-3 complex subunit beta-1 (gene rb). Bases 94 to 3165 code for a protein of 1023 amino acids. Gene Ontology annotation, cellular component: AP-3 adaptor complex; membrane coat. Lineage: Eukaryota; Metazoa; Arthropoda; Insecta; Coleoptera; Coccinellidae. The record is from RefSeq and is a predicted model, not a curated record. The transcript is spliced from 14 exons. Gene Ontology annotation, biological process: vesicle-mediated transport; intracellular protein transport.